GGAGGCGGUAGGGAUGAGAUGGCGGAGUCGCUGCCCCUGGAGAUGCUCACAUAUAUUCUGAGCUUCCUGCCUCUGUCAGAUCAGAAAGAGGCCUCCCUUGUGAGUCGAGCUUGGUACUGUGCAGCUCAGAAUGCCCUUCGGGAGAGCCUGGGCCUCAGGGGCAUCUCCUGCAUCAGCCUGACCAAUCUGGAUGGUUCACUGGCUUCGCACAAGGUACUGCAAUCUGUGGCCUACCAUCUGGGCCCACACCUACAGAGUUUGUGCCUGGGUGGGGGCAGCCCCACAGAGGCCUCCUUUGUGGCCCUGAUCCUGGGCUGCCCGACCCUGCGUAUCCUUGACCUCAGUGGCUGCAAUAGCCUUUUCACCUCGGGCAUGCUGCUGGCUCAGCCUGAGACAGCACAGAGCGUCCGGCAGGCAUUAAGUGGACUCCGUGAGCUAAGCCUGGCUGGCCUGCGGGACCUGGCGGACCUCAGCUUCAAUCGGCUCAGCAGCUGUGCCCCCAGCCUGGAGCGCCUCUCCUUGGCCUACUGCCACCUCACCUUCGAGCUAAGCCUGGUCCGGGGUUCCAUUGGCUCCCAGGAUGCGUCCCCCUCCCAGUUUUCCUUCCACAACCUGCUGCGAUUCGUGAAGGAGCGGGCUGGCAGGCUGCAUGCCUUGGACCUGAGUGGCACUGGUUUGCCACCUGAGGCCCUGCAGGCCCUGGGCCAGGUAGCUGGGCUACAUUUGCAGGAGCUGAGCCUGCACAACUGCCGGGACCUCUCCACAGAGGCCGUGGCCACCCUGUGCCGCCAGCAACCAGGCCUUACCUCCCUGGAUCUCAGUGGCUGCUCGGAACUGACUGAUGGGGCGCUGUUGGCUGUGAGCCGGGGCCUGCGGCACCUGCGGCAUCUGGGCCUGGGGAAGCUGCAGCGGCUGACAGAUGUGGGAUGUACAGCCCUGGGGGCCCUGCGGGAGUUGCAGAGCCUCAACAUGGCUGAGUGCUGCCUGGUAAGCGGGCGGGAACUGGCCCAGACCUUGGGCUCCGUGCAUGGAUCUCCACCCCAUCUGACCUCCCUCAGUCUGGCCUAUUGCUCUUCACUGAAGUCACAUCUAGAGCUGGAGCACCGGGCCUCAGACCUGAAGGACCCCUGUCCCGAGCCACAGGGCCCCUCCCUGCUCAUGCUACAGGCCCUGCAGGAGUUGGACCUCACAGCUUGCAGCAAGCUGACUGAUGCCAGUCUGGCCAAGGUGCUCCAGUUCCCCCAACUGAGGCAGUUGUCACUGAGCCUGCUGCCGGCACUCACAGACAUGGGUUUGGUGGCUGUGGCCAGGGGCUGUCCCAGCCUGGAGCGCCUGGCACUGAGUCACUGCAGCCAUCUUAGCGACGAGGGCUGGGCCCAGGCAGCCAGUUCCUGGCCGAGGCUGCAGCACCUCAACCUGUCCAGCUGUAGUCAGCUCACAGAGCAAACACUGGAUGCCAUCAGGCAGGCGUGCAGGCAGCUCCGGGUGUUGGAUGUGGCCAUGUGUCCUGGCAUCAACAUGGCCGCUGUCAGGCACUUCCAGGCCCAACUACCGCAGGUAUCCUGCAUCCAGUCCCGCUUUGUGGGAGGGGCUGACUUAACCCUAACGCUCUGAGGCCAG
Molecule: messenger RNA, 1620 nt
Organism: Carlito syrichta (Philippine tarsier)
Lineage: Eukaryota; Metazoa; Chordata; Mammalia; Primates; Tarsiidae
Gene: LRRC29
Product: leucine rich repeat containing 29
Exons: 6
Coding region: 19-1614 (531 amino acids)
Biological process (GO): SCF-dependent proteasomal ubiquitin-dependent protein catabolic process
Cellular component (GO): SCF ubiquitin ligase complex
Molecular function (GO): protein binding
Source: RefSeq, a predicted model, not a curated record